This is a messenger RNA of Priapulus caudatus, 4841 nucleotides long. Its product is annotated as protein phosphatase 1 regulatory subunit 3B-like. Gene Ontology annotation, molecular function: glycogen binding; protein phosphatase 1 binding. Gene Ontology annotation, cellular component: protein phosphatase type 1 complex. The transcript has a single exon. Gene Ontology annotation, biological process: regulation of glycogen biosynthetic process. Lineage: Eukaryota; Metazoa; Priapulida; Priapulimorpha; Priapulimorphida; Priapulidae. The record is from RefSeq and is a predicted model, not a curated record. Bases 213 to 1418 code for a protein of 401 amino acids.
ACGCGCGCACUCACGCACGAACGCGUGCACUCUCUUACGGACGCACGCACGCACGUACGACCGCCACCGCUGCUACUGUGCGCAGUUGGGGAACGCGAGUGAGGUGAAUUCAACGCCCGCCCCCUCGCCCCGCGUGAGUAGGUUAUGGUACACUAAAAACAACCACGGGCAGCACCAGCGAAUAUCGCGUUACCCACUAGGCAUCAGCUGUAAUGUUCACGGACGAUACCACUUGGUUGUGCCUGCCAAGCCAGCUUUCUCAGUGCCAGCCGUGCAUAGGUCGCCAGAGGAGAUCGCAGAACGGCCGGCACGUGAAUGGCGCAUAUCGAGAAAUGGCCGACCAGGAGGCAUUGGUACACGGAGUAGACGUAACGUGGCAAGGCGGAGACAAACGGCCACUGUGCACACUCUCGAAUGGAACAGCCACUGGACACGACUUCGUGAGCGUGGUGGAACCAGCGGCCAUGAAUUCCGUGGCCGAGCAGAACCACGAGGGCGGCGAUGAGGGCAUCGGCAUGUGUUGCCACGGUGAGAUCACAACGAUCAUCACCAACGGCGACGACACCGGCGACAACAACAACGACGCCGGUCGCGCCGGCGACGACGACUGCGACGCCGACUCCGGAUGCAGCUCUUCCCUGCUUUCCCCGCCGCCGGGACCGCUGUUCAUCAACGUCGCCGACGACUUGAUGUUCUCGGGGAAGUUUCCUGUCAGCCCGAACAGCCCGGAGCAGGAUGAGUUUUGCAUCGACCGCGGGUCGCUAAUACGCAGCUCGUCUCUCAGGACGGCGAAGACGCCGCCGGGAACACCGAGUCGCAAGAAGGCUGUCCGCUUUGCGGACGCCAUGGGCCUCGACCUUGAGUCCGUGCGUCACAUUCUGAAGGGCGACGGGCCGCCGAAGAUACCGGGGCGCGUGAUGGAUUCCUAUCGUUCCGCCGCAGACGAGCCAGCGUCUGGGCCGCUUCUGAAUUUCGAUUUGCUGAUGCCGGCGAAAUAUCUUGCUGCGUCGUUUUCGCAGCCUGGCGCUUCGUUCGGAUUCCUCGAUCGCGUACAGGAGAAGAAGGUGUGUCUAGAGAACUGCAUCGUCAUGGAGAGAACAGCGUCGGUAACAAUCCGCGUGGCUAACAUUGCCUUCCACAAGGCAGUGCUUAUCAAGUACACAAUGGAUGGUUGGGCGACGAGCAGAGAGAGCAACGCCACCUAUAUUACGGGCUCUUGUGAUGGACCGUCAGACCGCUUCACAUUCAGCCUGUCGGCGCCGCCAGGAUUUCCUGUGGGUUCAAAGAUUGAAUUUUGCAUUCAGUAUAUUGCUAACGAUCAAUUCUACUGGGAUAAUAAUUAUGGUGUUAAUUACCAGAUCGAGUGUUAUGCUAGCCAGGUGGGCAAAGGGUUGGACCCUUCCUUGAUGCACUUUUGAUUAGUACAUAUAAUCAGUGUUUUGCAGUGUGCAGUUUCUUUUGUUAGUAAACCGAAUAAUAAGGGAUAUACUCAUAUAGUAGAGACUAGCAACUAUAAAACUGGAUAGUGUUUGCAAGAUUUAUAGAUAACUUCCAGUAUAGAAUAUAGGGGCAACCGUCUAGAUGCCACGUGGUUAUAGUAACAAGUUGGUGUUCUGUGAUAGUUUGUUGUAAUCAGCUGGUAAUGCAGUUUUGUUCUCCUAAGCUUAUGACGUAUUCUAGGUUUUUUGCACUCCUCCAAAACGCCAAGGUCUGUAUUGUAAUCGGGUGCUAAUGAUUGACGAGUAUUUAUAGUUGUAUCCCCAUUUUUAUGCCUGGACAUUAUAUAAAGCAGGCGUUUUACCAGUGGCUGCCUAACGUUACGUUCUUUUAUAUUUCCGAAUGCCUCUUUGUAGUCAGUUUUAUUCAGAUCUGUUUACUGACUGUACAGCUUCGCAAUGCGUAGGCGGAAUUGCACAAAAUCUCACAGGAGACAGAUGCAAGAACUGAACAUAGCUGAUUUGCGAGAGCUAUUUCGGUCAGGCGAAGUAGCUUGAGGGUAAUGUCGGGCCUAGUGCGCGUGCGCGACGAGCAAUAUGUUCGGUACAGUAAGCGCCACUGUACUGGUUAGGGCUCACUCUCGCUUACGCGGUUUUAUUAUUAUGAGCCAAAUGCCAAUUGUAGAUAGGUGGGAUUAAAAUCAAAUAGUAAAUAACUUACUGCGUGACGCGCGAGCUCUGCUAUUUUUAUAACCAUAUUGACUAUUAGGGGGAACACCACUCGGUUGAAUUCACGCGUUGAUUACGUCAAUGAAUUCUAGUGGGUAUAUACUGUCACACGACAGAGCUGCACAUCGUUUGGUGCUAGUUUUGAUGUUUCGGAUUGGUGAGUGGGUGGGGGGAUUAGAAUAAUUAAUUUUAGUCUGUGAUAUUAAAUUUCAUAUAUAAUAUACCCAACCGAAUGUAAUAUGUUAUUAUAAUAUCAUGAGUCUAUCAAUAGACUAUUGAUAGACUCCUGAUAGACUAUUGAUAGACUCCUGAUAAUAUAAUAUAACAGACAGGUAAAUUACUUUUCAACGAGAAACCUCCUAAUUUAGCCGUAUGGGUAGUAAUGUGGAGUUAAUCAGGCAAUAAAUGCAUAAUUGUUUACAUAAGCUGGUUCUGAAUGUUAGUCCGUUUUUCACGUGGAUGUAACGUGUGUGGCAUUAAAGCAGGCAAUAGUGAUCGAGGCUCAAUUGCUUCCCAUGCAGUUCUUUUGUAUUUGCCGUUAUCUGCUGUCUGUGUAAGCUUCUCUGUGCAUGGGUGACGCUGACUACCGUUUCAUACUACGCAUUGCACACACUAGUUGCUAUAGUGUUUAUAAUAACUGCAGGUUGUGUUUUAGCUGUACUCUGUUUGGCACGGGAAUGGCGGUAUCGUGAAGUCAGCGUUUUCGGUAGUGCUGUUUAAUGAUUAAAUCCAUGUCUUUAAAAUAACAUGGAAUGUAAACUAGCAUAUGCACGUGUUUAGUAGUAUAUAGUUAUGAAUAUUGUCUUUAGUUCAUUAAUGACCGAUUAAUUAAUGACGAUAAAUGCGCAAUACUUCCAUAUUGUAACAUAUUUAUGGAUUUCCUGCAUGCGUGAUUACGAUUGUGGUUUGCUGUUACGUGCACCUUUAUAUGGUGAUGGUGAUUCUCAUGUAUCUUUGAUGUUAUAGUGAAUCAAUAUAUCGAUUGGAGUUUGCGUAGAUGUAUAUACGUGUAACACUUAGUAACAUAUCACCUAUUAUAUCACCUGUGACGCGUGUGCAGUGUGCUGACUACCGUGCUACAUACCAACACCUAUUGCAAUGACAGUCUAAUGUCAAGAUAUCAGUAUAUGUUUAGGUAGUACCUGGAUUUAUUCUUGUUGAAUGGAGAGGGUUCAGGGAUUGGGGGGAGAGUUCAGUCUCUCAUUAAUGUACUCCUGAUGUUUCGGUAGCAGGGAGGGGCCGCAAUGAUAGACUCAGGAGUGUCAUAAUAUCAUGCAAGAGUACAUAAUAGAGACAUAAAAGGAGUACAUCUCUAUUAUGUACUCUUGAUAAUAUAUAUCUAUAUUAUUAUGACACUCCUGAUAGACUGGUGCUCUAUGUCGUUACGUUGUUAAUAGAACAGUGAAGAGACAGACCAUCACUGCACCGCAUUAAGGAACGUCCGGUCUAGUUUCGUGUCCACAAUCAGUGUUGACUAUACAUUCUUGAAUUACAACUAUUAGUCACACCAUUAGAAUGCUGUGACAGCUUAUCUAUACACGUAUAUAUGACUCGAGUACGCGCACUUUCAAGAGAGCUACCGCUACAGAGUGUAACUUGCAUUAGGUGCAAUCAGGAGUGCCGUAAUAUCAAGAGCGUAUAAAGAAGGUAUAAGGUAUAAGAAGGUAUAAGGUAUAAGAACCUUCUUUAUACGCUCUUGAUAAUAUAGACAUAAUAUAGAUCAUUAUAUAGACACAUCUAUAUUAUGACACUCCUGGUGCAGUGAUAUUGGAGUUAGGUGGUUGUCAAUGCUAUGACCACAAACCUAAACCCCUUAAUUGUUGAAUGGUUCUUGCGCUUCAAUAUAGUCUUAGACUGUUGUGCGCCUUUUACGUAUACCGUUAGAUACGUUAUCGUGUCGUAUAGAACCCCUUUUACGUAUGUUAACCUAUACGUUAUUUAUCUAAAACGAACAUAGGAUCGGUUGUACAAUAUUGAUGUUUCCUGGCACGGUCUAAUAGCGCUUUUAAUGUACAUGCUCCGAUACCUCCGAUGUAAUCCAAUGAUAUUUAACUGUGAGAUAAAUGCUCGAAAGUUGAGGACUUGCAAUGCCAUAUAAUUUCACGUGCGAUUAGAAGUAUGGAUAUCGAGUAGGUAAGAUUGAUCCCGUGGCGCUUCUGCUGCGGCUGGUAAGACAGGGUAUAGCACUCCGGCAGCUAUAUUAGAGUGCAAGGCCUUUCAGGCGUGCCGUAUAAUAGACAGAACUGGUUGGUGUAAAUGUAUAACAGAGUUUUACGUGAAGUAUAGCCUCGAGAGCUGUCUGGCUAAAUAAAGGCCAAUGAAUGGUUCUCUCGCCUUCUCAGUCCCGGUGAGGUACUGACCGUAACUGAGGUUGAUAUAUGGCAAGGACGUGAGCGUUACAUAUAUUGUUGUGUGGCUUCCUACCUUCGACGUAUAAGGAGUGUAAAAGCUAAUCUAUUUCAUAUUUGCAUACGUCAUAUUAUGAUCUGUAUUAUUGUUGUUAAGCGGGUGGUCGUGGCACUGGUGGUGCACUUCGCGAUGCUCAUAUGCCGAGAAGAAGUUUACGAGAUUUGUUAAGAAGGCGAUGUGAAUAGUGAAUGGGUUGUCGAAUGUUAAUGUUAGAAAGUGUAUAUAAGUUAUGUUAAUGAAUAAACUGUUGUUAUCUGUUGAAAGUAA